AUGAUCUACAAAGCCUACGGAUCACCGAUGAACAGCAACAACGCUCACAUGUACUCAACGUAUGCACCUCCAAACGCGUACGGCCCAGGGCAGAGCGCCAGUGCCACGGUAUACGACUACGCCAGCGCAGGCGGCCACAUCAGUGGCAGCCCAUAUGGCUAUCACACAGACGCUUCUCUGGGCACUACGUACGAGUGUAAUGUCGGCAACAAUAUGCCCAAUGGUGGUAGCGUCUACUGUGGCUAUGGCUCCCGCGGUAAUGGCACGAAUGGGCGUGACAGAGGGGGCGACGCGACCGGCCUGCGCCACCAGCACGGGUAUGAUCAGCAGAGCACAUGUGACUACGAGGUCCACGACAAUCAGCUGAAGGCUCCUGUGGUGGUGAUGCCGGCGACGGUGGUGUCCACUCUGGGGAGCGCGCGCCUCUUCAGCAAGCCACCAAAGCCCAUUGUGUAUGGCUCUCGGUGCGUCGUGCGCAUCUGUGAUGCGUUCCAGGAGGGCCGGUGCGUGGCUGGUGACCGCUGCCACGAUAUCCACGUCAGACCUGAGUACUUGGCUGAAAUGCGGAUGGAGAUGAGCUCGUGGCUGUUCAACCGAGAGUGUGAGUUCCGCCAGGCGAUGGAGUGCGACGCGGAAAAGACGUUUAGCAUUUUCGUGGCGGACCUCAAGGAGGUAGUGGAGGUCCCAAUCAGCUCGCUUGUAUUCACGAAGGGUCUUUAUGUAGAUCCGGCGAUGCGUGCGAAGCGCGCCCGCGGCGCUGGCAGCCAUGGUCAUGUGCACGCGAUGAUGCAGGUGCCAACCAGCUGCGGCCUUUACUCGACUGACCCGCUGCAGUGCAAGUGGGAGCGGUGGUGCAAUCAGGUGCACAUUGACCACCGGUGGAUGCAGGCGAAGAAGGCGGAGUUCGACCAGUGGUUCAUAGAGCUGCAGAGCCGCUACUUCGCGCUCGCUCCUGAUGACAUUUUCACGGUGCACGACCCACAGCUCAAGAGCAGUAUUGCACUGCCCAAGUUUAGCAUCGCGGGAUUCUCUCGUGGCCUCUUCCAGGGAUCGAUGAAGAAGCUCGCAAGUGUGUGUCUGCUGUUCCAGCGCGGCAAGUGCACGGCCGGCUCGUGCUGUAAUCAGAUUCAUGUAUUCCCGCAGUACCUCAGCGUCGCACGCGAGUAUGCGGCGUUGGAGCAGUCUCCUGACGCGCACUGUGAGGAGAAGCAGCGGCUGAGGCGUGAGAUGGAGCUACUGCGCAGUCCCCUGAUGGAGCAGGGGCUGCAGGUGCAAGGAGAGUCACCCGCGAUGGAGGCGGCGUUGCACCCCAACAUGGUGAGUUUGGCGAACGAGGAGAGUCACAGCGACGCCAUGGACCUCAAGGCAGCUACCGAGGACGACUUAGCCUCCAGUGGUGCCCUCUUCGAGCACGUGCAGGUGGACGAGGACGUGGAACCUGCAAGCCACCUCGUCAGUGCCAACACGUCCCUUACACGUCGCCUGAACGCGAGUGUGCCGGACAUUAACCUCAUAGGCGCGCGCCACAUGAACAGCGACGGUAGUUAUAGCUUUAACCCCUACGGCAGCGUCACUUCCUUGCCAGAGGGGUCGACGUCGUACAAUAAGUUCCCCGGCACGCGUGGCAGUGGGCAACUGAUGGAAGGCAAUGGCGCUGUGCAGUACACGCCGGGUAGCGUGCAGCUUCUCUCAACAGGUACGAAGGGAAUGCGCCGACUGGUGGCCCUCGUUUCGCCAGAAUUGGGCAGCAGUAUGGUCGAGGUCCAUCGUAACGGAGACGAUAUGGGUAUCAGCGGCAACACCGGCGAUGGUGGCUUUUCCAUCGGCGCGCACGAAAAGGCGGCGCAGCUCGUGGGGGCGCACCGCAACAAUGGUGGCUACCGCGCCAUUGCACACCCGCUUGGUGAUGAGGGAGGGCGCUACGAUGGCACUGCGCAGGGCGAACACAGCUGCUCGCUUCACCCGCUCGACUUUGAUGCAAGUUGGCAAUUCUCGCCCCCUCCGCUCCUGGGCUUUGACGCGUCGACAACGAGUACGCACCGUAACGGCUCAGUUCGUGACGAGGACCCGCCCAUGCACACCCAUCUCCGUCUGGCCGUCUCGAACUCGAGCUACCCCUACCCUGGUUCCUCGACCACGUCGCAGCAAAAUCUGCUCUCCACACCGAUGCAGCGGGCCUUGACUAGUGCGGCCACUGCUGCCAAAGUCCGCUUUGCCACCAGUGCGGCGUCCUCUCGAGCUUACGCACACCGCUCCGCAACAUCGCUGCCCGAUUCUUACACGACAAAUCCCGCCAUGGGCAGCUCUGUUUCCUCUUUACCCACAACGAGACCUAGCUUCAUGGGCGGGCAGACCACUGGCAUUCGGUAA
Messenger RNA from Leishmania braziliensis MHOM/BR/75/M2904, 2370 nucleotides. RefSeq lists its product as hypothetical. The coding region runs from base 1 to 2370 and encodes 789 amino acids. The record is from RefSeq and is a predicted model, not a curated record. Gene Ontology annotation, molecular function: metal ion binding. Lineage: Eukaryota; Euglenozoa; Kinetoplastea; Trypanosomatida; Trypanosomatidae. The transcript has a single exon.